GGGCCGGACCGCGCGAGGCGGGGGUGGGGUCGCGCGCGCGCAGAGCGGCGCCGCUGCCUCCUCCUCCUCCUCGUUCUCCUCCCGAGCAGCGGCGGCGGCGGCGCGGCCGCGCGGAGCUUCCACAGCCGCUGCCAGGGCCGCCCAGCCCGGAUCCCGCUCUGAUAUGGCUCGUGGACAGCAGAAGAUUCAGUCGCAGCAGAAAAAUGCCAAAAAGCAAGCUGAGCAAAAAAAGAAACAAGGACAUGAUCAGAAGGCUGCAGCCAAGGCUGCCUUGAUAUAUACCUGCACUGUCUGUAGGACUCAAAUGCCGGAUCCCAAGACCUUCAAACAGCACUUUGAAAGCAAGCAUCCUAAGACUCCACUUCCUCCAGAAUUGGCUGAUGUUCAGGCGUAAAGUUGUCUACAGGUGAAGUCAUGACACCUAUUGACUCUUCUACUGUCAGACCUUACAUAACAAACCUGCAGCUGCUUUUCUAAAACUGUUGAUCAGCAAAAAUGAAGGGGCUACAGAAACAUUCAUAUUUUUAUGCUGUUCCCUCUUGGGCUUCUUGAAAAGACAAUUCUGUGUAAAUGUACAGUUGUGCCCUAUUUGGAAAUCCUGAAAAAUCAGUCCAUACUUGUUAUAAAAAUUUUUUUACAAUUGUAAUUAUAUUGAUGUUCAUAUUGUGUAAAAUAACUCACUUAAUAAAGUAGUACUUUGAUUUUACAAUA
Molecule: messenger RNA, 711 nt
Organism: Pseudopipra pipra
Lineage: Eukaryota; Metazoa; Chordata; Aves; Passeriformes; Pipridae
Gene: ZNF706
Product: zinc finger protein 706
Exons: 4
Coding region: 164-394 (76 amino acids)
Source: RefSeq, a predicted model, not a curated record